This is a messenger RNA of Syzygium oleosum, 926 nucleotides long. RefSeq names its product tRNA (guanine(37)-N1)-methyltransferase 2-like. The record is from RefSeq and is a predicted model, not a curated record. The transcript is spliced from 5 exons. Bases 292 to 708 code for a protein of 138 amino acids. NCBI's taxonomy places the organism in Eukaryota, Viridiplantae, Streptophyta, Magnoliopsida, Myrtales, Myrtaceae.
AAUCAGUAUGGAGCGACAUUCAAGCUUGAUUACAGUCUGGUGUAUUGGAAUUCAAGACUGGAUCAUGAACACAUAAGAAUUGUAUCUAAUUUCCGACCAGGGGAAACCAUAUGUGAUAUGUUUGCUGGCAUUGGCCCUUUCGCAAUCCCAGGUGCUCAAAAGGGGUGCAUGGUGUAUGCACAUGACCUAUACCCAGAUAGUGUCAAGUAUAUAAAGAUCAAUGCGCAGUUGAACUAAUUGGAUGACCUUGUUCAUACUUUCAACUUGGAUGCGGGGAAAUUUAUUUCUCAAAUGACGUCUUUGCCUGAAUCCAAAACUAGUUUGGAAUCUGAUGUCAAAACUAGUUUGGAAUCUGAUGUUCUUACUGAAGAGUGUGAGAUCAAUAGGGAACUGUCAAAGCAGGAAGCUGAGUCAGAUGGGACCCCAGUACCCAAUGACAAUGUAAGCUAUGGUGAUGGUCUGAAAGGUUUAUGUACUGGUGCAGUCACAGCUGCUCCUGCAGCCAAAAGACCAUUAGAUACUUCUAAAGAAGGUGCCAAUGCCAAAGAUUGCAAUGUACUUGUAUCUUGCAAAAGAAAAGGAAAUAACAACAAGCGAAUCAGGGCCACUGAGUUGUCCUAUUCUAAGACACGGAAGCACGUUGAUCAUGUGGUUAUGAACCUUCCUGCAUCUGCUCUCACAUUUUUGGGUGGCAAAACGUGCCCUUAGCGAGUCAAUAUUCCACAGGGUUAGGGAUGUGGCUCCGAAUAAGGCGAUGUACUGCCUUAGUUUCAGGCUGCCGGAAGCAUGCUUUAAGGAAGAUUCCCAUAACUCUAGUCGGCCUGCUGAAGGGAAGUCGUAAGCGCUGUAGGAACAAUUACGCGGGGGGCUAAACACGGCCUCUCGCCUAACUAUUAAGAAGGUAUUUAAUUUUAACUCGAUCGAAG